AUGGAAGUUCGCAACUCCAUCUCGGGGCAGCGCGAAACUGCGGCGGACUCGACAAUCAUGGCGUUCGACCCAGACCAGCGAUACAUACUGUCGACGUUGGAGAGGGUGGGUGGGGCGCUGUCGUUGGUCGGGGUGUCGAUGAUCUUUGUGACCUUUUACGCCUCGAAACGAAUCAGGACGGUACCGAAUACAUUCAUCUUGUUUGCGUCGAUUGCCAAUGUCGGCGCCUGCGUUGCCAGUCUGAUCGCGCUGGAGGGCAUCGAGCAAGGCGAGACUUCACCGCUGUGCCAGACCCAGGCCUUUCUGUUUGAGAUGUUUAUGCAGUCUGACCCCUGGUGGUCUUUUGCCAUGGCCAUCAACGUCUACCUCGUCUUCUUUUGGUCGACAAACCCAACGAGCUUUCGCAAGCAUUUAUGGAUAUACUGUGCGAUUUGCUUUGGCGUCCCAGCUGUGCCUGCUUUUAUAUGCCUGUUUUACAGGCCCGGCGGCGCUUAUAUCUAUGGGGAUGCGAUUCUUUGGUGCUGGAUUGACAACAACUUCAACCAGCUGCGCAUCUGGACCUACUACCUCCCGAUAUGGGUGUGCAUCUUUCUCUCAGCAGUCAUUUACGUGGCCGUGGGCUACCAGGUGUUUCACCAACGCAACCAGCUACGCAACCUAACGCUCAGCAACCCUGGCAAGGAGACAUCCACAUCCGACGUACGCGACUCUGCUGAAAAGAACCUUACCGGACAUGGAAGCUACUAUGGUACGGUGACUACAGAAGUCCAGGUCACGACCAUGGACCACUGCUGCGACGCACACACAACACACUCGAUCACGCCACCGCCGACGCCGCCCAACAACUGGAACUCAAACUCAAACACAACCUUGACCCCACCACCCUGCUAUCAUCCCUGGGUGAGCACCGCGACUUUUCCCUUUGACCUCGAGGCUUGCAACGGCAGCGGGCCCUCCCAGACAAAUUUCAACGCCGGCACCAACCAGGACAGCUUUGCACAGCCUGGGCCCCUGCCACGACCUUUGAGCCCCUGCGGCAACCCCAAUUGCCACUAUGCAAACAUACCAAACGCCAUUUUCCCGAUACCACCCCCCGCGUCUCCCACCACCAAGAGACAGGCAACGGCAUCCAGCGCGGCAACCCACAGGAGCAGCCCGCCUCCUCAACCUCAAACCUUCUCGACGACUUCGGUCAUCACGGCGGCACCUCGCCCGAAACGGCGCAGCACAUCGCGGCCCUCGGUGCUCACCCGCGUCCAGUCCUCGGGCCACCGCAUCACAGCCAAGCUCCGCCACAUGGACCCCGUCAAGCUCGCAUACCUGAGGACGUCGUUUGUGUUUGCCAUUUCCGUGCUCGUGACCUGGACGCCGAGCAGCAUCAACCGCGUCUACAACCUCGUCUACCCGGAGCAGGCCUCGUACGGCCUGAACCUGGCCAGCGCCGCCGUCCUGCCGCUGCAGGGCGUCUGGAACGCCGUCAUCUACUUCUCCACCAGCCACAAGAUCCUGCGCGAGGAGCUCGAGGUGGCUUCGUCGCGCCGCCCCGUCCUGCGCAGGGUGCUCACCUGGUUGCGCAUGAUCGAUCCCAGCAGUGUGCAUCUCGUCGGGGUCGACGGCGGUUCCUUGGACCGUGCCCGGUCCGCCGGUGUCGUCUCGGGGUCGGUCUGCCACGGCGGCCCGAGCGGAGCUGUCCCUCCCGCAGUGGCCAGCCCGGCAUUCGAGAGGACGACGACGCGGGGCGGCAGACUGUCGCGGCACUACAGCUCCGAUGCCGUCGAGAUGAACACCCGAAACCCCCGCAUCGGUAGUAACGUGCGGGUGCAGAAGGGUGGUCAGUUGGAUAUUAGUUUAUGA
Pyricularia oryzae 70-15 is the source of this 1854-nucleotide messenger RNA. RefSeq names its product G-protein coupled receptor. Gene Ontology annotation, molecular function: G protein-coupled receptor activity. NCBI's taxonomy places the organism in Eukaryota, Fungi, Ascomycota, Sordariomycetes, Magnaporthales, Pyriculariaceae. The transcript has 4 exons. Gene Ontology annotation, cellular component: plasma membrane. The record is from RefSeq and is a predicted model, not a curated record. Gene Ontology annotation, biological process: adenylate cyclase-activating G protein-coupled receptor signaling pathway; cell surface receptor signaling pathway. The coding region runs from base 1 to 1854 and encodes 617 amino acids.